AUGGCAGAUCUACCGAUGCAUCAGUCUGGACAGGUUCUGUGUUCAAUAUACUGCAACAGCAAGCAUACUGGCGCCCCCUUAAAAGCUUUUCAAAAGCCUACUACUACUGGACUCAAAGGCUCCUGGCCCAACGUGAACUCACUGAGCCAGCUUCAAACAGAUUGCACGGAAUGGCUGGGUGACCUUACCACCGAGGAGGCCAUUGCGGCCUACCGCUCAGGCCUGCCGAGAGAGCUGCGAGAGCAGGUAGACGCAGAUUUUGGUGUGUUCUCUAGGUCUAAUAUGUUCCAGGGGCAAAAGGCAUUCGAAGACCAGUUGGGGUUGAAAGAAAACGCUGCGUUUUACCGACGAAUGCGCCAGUCGCCCUAUUCUAUAUUCCCCGCCAACACAGGCGGCCACUGGGUCUUGGUGGUUAUACACAAGGAAGACCCCACGGCGAAGGGCAAGGAGAAGUGGGCCAACAUUCCAGCGGGCAGUGUGAAGUCGCAGAGAUUUACGCGUGUUGCACAACUCGCCGUUAUCGACCCCCAACGGGGCACGUUGCCAAGUACAGGAAGCACGACGAGGGUACACCAGCGGCUGAGGCGGAUGCUCGAGGGCGAUGCUGGCUUUAAAUUCUCUAAAGAUUACAAGCGCGAUGUGUGGGUGCCCGUGCAGAAUGAUUCAUACACAUGCGGACCUCGCUGUUACUGGGCGGCGAAACAGACCUUGGACCGUCUUCUCGAACUGUACGAGGCGGGUAUAGGCUACAACGAGAGUAUUUGGGAAGACCAAAGCGGCUGGCUCAAUAAGGACUUUGUACGCGGAGAGAUGAUUGGCAGACUUGCCUGGCGUGCAGUCCAGCAGAUGGAAUAUAGAGCACGAGUAGCCGUCGAGUUGGUUGACAAGGUUAAGCCGUCUCGUAACGCCGAGCAGACCCUGCGGCCUGAGCCACUCGUGGAUGAAAAGCCCGCAAAGCGCCCGAAUUAUCCAAGAAAGGCGCUGCCGUCAUCCAAGACCACACCAGAGCCGACCGAUGGGGCAAAUGGCCAGAUGCCCACACCACCCCCGACCGGGACGAAGGGAACGAAGGGAACGACGGGAUGGCCGCAAGGAACCAAGAAGACCAGCAAGCCAACAACGGCGAUACCCGUAGUAAUUAUAAUCGACGACGACGAACCAUCCGCGACCAAUACGAAGGGACCGUCCACGACCAAUACGAAGGGAACGUCGCAAGGAACCAAAACCAGCAAGCCCACCAGCAAGCCAACCAGCAAGCCAACCAGCAAGCCUAGAACGGCGAUACCCGUAGGAAAUUCAAUCGACGACGAUGUACUGUUCACGACCAAUACGAAGGGAGGGUUGCAAGGAACCACGCCCACGCCCAGCACGCAAACAACGGCGCAGAAGUGGCGGAAUCUCCUUCUCUCGAGCGAGCCUCACCAUCACAAGAUCGCGCCGGACUUCAAGGUAAACAGCGGGCAGUAUAUCGGCCUCGAGGGCGUCUUCCCCUCAGCCACCCGCGAGCCGGAGUACCCGGGAGAGGAAAGAGGGGAGAACCCCUACGUUCCCCCUGGCAGGUUCCCAUCACCAGCCGUUCCCGAGGCAGAGAAGCCGCCGCAGCCUCAACCCGGGGCCCUCGGCAAAGCGUUGCCUGAGGCAAAGCGGAAAGCCAACAUGUUUGGAUCCAUGCCGUCCGGACCAGCGGCCAAGAAGUCAAAGUUCUGGAAGACCUAA
This is a messenger RNA of Anthostomella pinea, 1716 nucleotides long. Lineage: Eukaryota; Fungi; Ascomycota; Sordariomycetes; Xylariales; Xylariaceae. The record is from the annotation of a GenBank genome assembly.